Aptenodytes forsteri (emperor penguin) is the source of this 1227-nucleotide messenger RNA. RefSeq names its product T-cell receptor delta chain C region. Bases 106 to 555 code for a protein of 149 amino acids. NCBI's taxonomy places the organism in Eukaryota, Metazoa, Chordata, Aves, Sphenisciformes, Spheniscidae. The transcript has 5 exons. The record is from RefSeq and is a predicted model, not a curated record.
CUAAGUAUUAGCAGUGUGGGGACAGAUAAGCUUAUAUUCGGAAGUGGGACUACUCUCACAGUUGAACCAAACAAUCAAAAAAGUUCUGACUCAGAAGUCAUUGUGAUGAAAUCAAAGAAACUGGAAGAAGAUGGCAGCACUGGGAAAGCAGUUUGUUUGGCAAGGAAUUUUUAUACAAAGUACAUAACCUUGGAGAUGUCCUCUGAGGAGCGCAUAUAUGAACAGAGUACAGUCGUAUAUGAACAGAGUACACCUAUUUUGACAUCAGAGGGGUUGUACAAUACUAUUAAGGUGGUCAAUGUGACAAAAGGCAAAGAAGUGACCUGCAUGGCCAAAUUCGACGGAGGGACUAUUACAGCCAACACAACAUUGCCAGAAAAGAAGGCUGAAGGACCAGUAACAGGGAAGGUCUGCAACACCACAGACACCUCUGCACAAGAUACCAAAGUGGAGAAAGCGAACAUGCUGUCUAUGGCUGUGUUGGGUUUGAGAGUUCUGCUGGCAAAAAGUAUCGCCUUCAAUACACUCAUGAGUAUCAAGUUGUUUCUUUUCUGAGGCAGUGGGGAAGCAAGGCAACAGCAAUCUGAAGAACAGCAGGCAAGAGCGUGUACCAGCAGCACAAUGGGUUGAACAGCCGAUGUCAAAUCCGCUGACAAUAACCAUCCAGAACACAAUACAACACCUUCCCCUUAAGACAUUUUACACUGUUGAAUCCUGCCUAGCUAGUUUAUGUAGUAAGAGUUGUAACUGCUUUUGCUAUUUCUUUUUCUCUGUGAACUGAGGAGAGUGUAUUUUUCCUCAUCCCCCUGCUAAGUAGAAAUUGAUCUCCCCACUCUUCUAGCCUUUGCAUAGAAGCAUCCAACCUGCUUCAAUAGUUAUGAGAAAUCCAAACCUCACUAUAGAUAUAUGACCCUUUUAAAACACCUUUAACAGGCAUAUUGCAUUACUGUCUGUAGAACUGAUGUAUUACUGCUUAGAAAAUUCAGGCACGGUAGAUGCUAUUUAUAGCUUUAAUGUUUUUUAGAUAGCUUUAAUAACAAUAAUUUUCUAGUGUAGAUGAGAAGACCUGUGUUGGAUCAGAAGUGAUUCACUUCAACCAGAUAAUGUUCAACUAUAGAAACAUUUUUAUUUGCAUUUCUUUAUUAAACCUGUAUUUCUUCUGCAAAGUGUAUGGCACCUGCAUUUGAGGUUACUGUAGUAGUGACCAAAAUAAAGUUUUACUAAGCC